GCAGUUCCUCGUGCCCGUUUACUAAGACGCAUAGCGACAGCCACUGGUAACUCGCCACGGACAAUGCGCCGGUAGGCACGUCGGCUAUUUUUCUUGGUUGCUUGGGAUUGAGUGCACCAACGUGUCCAGCGACCGCCAUGCUGGAGAGGACCGCAACCAGCAUCGAGCCGUGCAGCAGCAGCCUCCAGCGGGUCUUCCCUUCGUCCAGAUAUUUGUUGUUCUCUAGCCGCCGCAAACUCCACACCGCCUUCUGGCUCCAUGGCGCCGCCGACUUCGAGCUUCUCGACGCAUGCCAGGCCCUCCUGCGCCUGCCCCCGACCGAGCCUCGGGCCCGCCAGAAGCCUCCGAAGCCCGGCGCGAAACCUGAGACGAUGACAGCGUCUACCUUCCUCCUCGACUUCCUGUACCCGAGCGGCACCGCGGCCCUCCUGCGCCGGCCGUAUCCGCUACACUUGGUGCGCCUGGAAUCCGCCACGAGGCCGCCUCGAACUCACAUGUCCCGCCUCUUCACAUCCGCAGCCCCUCGUCGGUCAGAAGAGUCUUCAAGCCCACAAGCAGCGGCCGAAGAGCCUGCGAGCUUAGAAGAAGCGGAGGAAGACGCCGCCGGGGAGCAAGGAGCCCCGGGAUACGGCGCCGCAACGGAUGGCCUGGAGGGUGGUGAGGAGGACGCGACGAAUAACGCCGCAGAGACAGAGACGCAAAGCACGGAUGAGGUUGGGUCUGAUGGUCCCGCCAAUCUGCGGAAACUUCUGAGCUCCGACCAUGCUGGUGCCUAUGACCAGAUCUUUCAGCUCUACACGAGCCUCGAUUCGAGCCUAAGAGACGAGUUCACCACCGAAGUUUUGCUGGCAAUUUCGGCUUCGACACGCCCGAUCGAGGCAUGGAGGGUCAAUGAGCUCUUCACGAGGUACCCCGUCGACGCCUGGACUGAAGACUUGGUUCGUGCCGCAGUCAAGGCGCAGCUCCUAUUGCACAAUGUCCCGGAAGCCAUGGCCAUCUUCAAAACAGCGGUGGAGCAGCGCGGUCUUGGCCAGGCCCUGGACUAUCUUGCCGCCUACGGGUUCGAGGUGUCGUCGUGGGACAUUGUUCUAGAGGCCUGCGAGAUCUACUUCCGUUCCAAGGGGAACGAGGAAUCUGUGCCGGACUCGGCAAAAAUGCACGACCCGAGGGGAGCUGCUCAAGGGGCCGAGCCACCACAGGCCCUGGAUGCGGGCGCUAUUGCUACGCCAUCAUCACCCGUGCAGGGAACCCAGCAUCUGACCGAACCAAUGUGGGUUGAGCCCGUUAGCGGGCCGGCACCAAUGCGGGAGGCCGGGUCUGCGGUAGAACCUUCGAAUCCUCAGGAAACGGAAACCGUGCCUGAACCAACAACUGUCCCGGAAGCGGUACCUGCGCCCGAGUCACCGCCAUCCCUGGAUGCAGAGCCUGCGGCUGAGCAACACCAACACUCGGAGGCGGCGACUGUGCCACCUGCGGCCGGAGACCCCAGCUCGGUACUGCAGUCCGGUGUAGCGCAAGAGGCGGAAAUCGAUGAGGUGUCAACCACUAUGCAGGCCACCGAGAUCGUGCCCGAGCCAGCAGCAACGCGGACUUCUGAGGCUGGAGCAGAGCUGACGACAGUGCAAGACCCUGAAACCGACUCGGAAGCUGUACAGGAUAUCGGGCUCAAGACCGAGUCAAUGGCAGCGCGGGAUGUUGCCGAUUCAGCCGGCGGCCCUUUGUCAGAGCAGAUCACAGAGUCUCCGCCUACCGGCGGCUCUGCAACCGAACAGCUUACUGAGCCCGGAUUUGGCUACCCAGCUCUGGCCGCUAUGGGCAACUUUGAGGAGAAGGCAAAGGAGCUGUACAAGUUCCUUGAGAACGACCCUGAGACCCUCUCUCAGCGCACUGCUCUUGUGGAUUCGUUUCUGAGGCACAUUGUGUGGCACUCCAUGGAGUUAUUCCAGCCAUCCGAUGUCGUGUUCAUGCUAGAUCGUGCGCAGGAUCCUCGCUGCUACGAGCGCUAUAUUAUCCUCAUCGCGGGUCAGCAGCGCAAGAGGCUCGCCAGCGAUCUUUACCGGAAGUACCGGUCUCUUCCCGGGGUGGUUGUGUCCGACUCAGUCCUCCGCGUCAUGAUCGACAUCUACUUUCCACACAACGUUCAGGGGAUGCAGCAAUUGAAGAGGGACUGGUAUACUACGUAUGGCCACCCAGACGACAGGGCUUACCACAAACUCAUGGCGUUUCAUGCCGGGCACGGCGAUGUCAAGACCCUCAUGCGCCUGGCCGAGGAGUAUGCCGUGCACUACGAUAGCGGAGUCAAGGAUGACCCCAAGUUCGUCACAACCCUCCUAAACGCCCACGCGGUCAGGGGCGAUCCCGAGGCGGCUCGCAAAGUGCUGGAAGAGGCUGUCGAAAGGUCGGGGACGCCACCCGAAACGAAGCAGUGGAACAUUCUGCUGAACGCCUACACCAAGGCUGGCGACUACGCCGGAGCCAUCGAUCUCUUUACGCACAUCUGCAGCGAACACGAUCCGGACGACUACACGUUUGCCACCAUGAUGGGCAUGGCCGCCUUCCGUGGUGACCUGGACUUCACCCUCGAGCUCUUGCAGCUGGCCAAUGACCGGAACAUCCAGGCCUCCAUGGCGAUGGUGCGGGCAUUGGUCGAGGCGUACUGCCAGAACGACCGGUUUGGCGAGGCCGAAAGCCUUUGCCUCCGACUGACCAAGUCGCGCGAAAUCGUCGGCGACUAUACCUACCUUUGGAAUGUGCUCCUCCGCCACAGCGCCAAGCGCCGAGAUCUGACGACGCUCAACCGGCUGUUAGGGCUGAUGUCUACGCAUAACGUCACCUACAACCAGGAUACCUACAGCCACCUCAUCCUGGGGCUGCUCUACUGCCGCCAGUCGCAUCACGCCAUGCAUCUGCUCCGUGUCGCCCGCCGUGAAGGCGUCUUCGAGCCGACGGCGGACCACUACGUCCUACUCAUGGCGGCCUUCAUCAACAGCAACGAGCCGCACAUGGCACUCACGACCCACCAGCUGAUGAUCAAGUGGAAUUACCACCACUCGGCGAUGCGGAUGGCCAAGGUCAUCGACGCCCUGGGAAGGUGGCAGCAGCUGCCCCCCAGCAGGCGGCGCGGGCUCGACGGCGCGCUCUUCCUCAAGCUUAUCCUGCGCGAUUUCUACAAGGCGAUGGAGAGAGAGGACAGAGGCUCACCCGGCGACAUCCGCUCCGUCAUCAGCCUCUACUCCAAGGUGCUCUUCGUGUUGACGCAGAUGCGCGAGUUCGCCACGGUGGAGCAGAUCAUCCAGCUGCACAACUCGCGGUAUCCCAGCCGCGGCACGCCCGAGACCAUCCCGCUGAAGCUGCUGCACAACAUCAUGCUGGCCGACUUCUACGAGAAAAAGUUCGACCGGGUCAAGGAGACCUGGGACCUCAUCCUGCGGCGAUCCACCGACCGGUACCAGCCGGCGGCCGCGAUCCUGAGCAGCCAGGGCGACCCGGACGCGCCCAGAAGGCCGGUGGUCUACGCGCGGCGCUUCCGGCUCUGCGACCCGCUCAAGACGAUGCAGCGGCUCUACCUCGAGCAGCAGGACGCCGACGGCCUGCUCGAGCUCGUCCGCACGGUCCGCGCGCGGGGGUUCGACCUGGACAGCAAGAACUGGAACUACCACGUGCAGGCGCUCGCGCGGCUCAAGCGGCGGCGCGAGGCGUUCGGGGUCUGCGAGAAGGUGCUCAUGCCGCAGUGGACGGGCUGGCAGCUGGUGCGCGAGCGCGAGGGCGAGCGGGUCCGGCUGCCGCUGGAGCUGCGCCGCCUCGGGUCCAACCCGUACCGGCCGCGGCCCAUCACGCACACGCUGCUGGUCCUGGCCAAGGAGUACAUGGAGCUGGAGCGGAUGAUGCUCUGGUCGCAGGCGGCCAGCCGCGAGUUCCAGUCGAUCGUCGACUCGUGUCCCAAGACGGUGCGCGCCAUCACCACCAUGAUGCGCUCCGGCUCGCGGCUGGAGGCCCAGUUCUUCGGCGAGGAGGAGCGGCCGCACAUCGGGCCCGUCCAGCAGUACCAAGCCAGUGCCGAGUGGCGGCAUCCUGGUGAGAGGCAGAGAGAUGACCCGGAAGUGAGCGCGCCAGCCUCCGACGCUUGGACCGAUGAUGGAUUCCUGAAUGUCGGCGAGUCCCCGGCGGCGAAGAAGGGGCAGGCCGAGCUGUCCGCCGAGGAUGUCGUCAGGGCGCUGAAGGGAGACCAGUGAGACGGGGGAUGGGUGUAUAAUAUG
Thermothielavioides terrestris NRRL 8126 is the source of this 4256-nucleotide messenger RNA. RefSeq lists its product as uncharacterized. The transcript has a single exon. Bases 138 to 4232 code for a protein of 1364 amino acids. The record is from RefSeq and is a predicted model, not a curated record. Gene Ontology annotation, molecular function: protein binding. NCBI's taxonomy places the organism in Eukaryota, Fungi, Ascomycota, Sordariomycetes, Sordariales, Chaetomiaceae.